AAGGAGACCGAACCUGCGGAAAAUGUUUUAUUGCGUCUGAGAACUUCAUUCGCUCUGGCACGAAAUAAACAUAUAUGUAUGCGCGUGUGUAUAAUGUUUAUUUAAAUGUGUUCCUUCGUUUUUUGUCAACGUGAACUGAACGGUGGAUAUUCGUAUGGGAAACAAAUGACUGCGGUGGACACUUCCUAAGAGAGCGAUGCCCUGUUUAAUAUUUUCCAGGCACAAAUCACGGCGUUUUUAGCAAAGGAUGCAAAGUGAGGAAUGAACGUAAUUCCUGGACAUACAAAGCUGUGAAAGGUAUACAGUUUGUUUAAAAAGCAUUAGGCCACCAGUAGGGGCACGUUUUUUUCUUCGUUCCUUGUUUUCUUUAAUUUAUAAUAAAAAAAAGCCCCAACUUUGAUGCGCUUAUAAGAAUAUCUUGGUGUUAGUGUUCCGCACCGCACUCAAACCUUCUUUUCAGUUUAAACGGAUAAAAUACAAAGGGAGAAGAACAUCUAGGCGUGCAUUAAAAAGCCUGCCCUUUACAAAUCUGGAUUAAGAAGUCCUAUUGUUGCAGCCCAGCUUUCCGAGUUGAACAUAAUUAAUUUUCCGGUGAUGUUAGCGGUGGGCCAGAUGGAUGGGUCCCGACAGAGCGCCUUCGUUCUCAGCAGCCCCCCUCUAGCAGCUCUGCACAGUAUGACUGAAAUGAAGACCCCUCUGUACUCUGCUUACCCUUUAUCCGGAGCUGCCUCGUCACCUUCUCCGUCCUCCACCUCGCCCAACCCUGGAGGGAUUCCUGUGUCUUCUCCUGGAAUCAAAACUUCUGGACUCUCUUCCCUUGGAUCAUCACCCCAGCCGUAUUCGGCCGCCACUCCUCACGGAAUUAACGACAUUCUCAACCGCCCCACGAUGACCGCCGCAGGGGUAACGGCAGCCGCCGUAGCCUCCGGCUCCUCGGGGAUCCUCUCGGGUCUACCUCGCUUCAGUAGCCUUAGCCCCCCACCUCCUCCUGGGCUCUACUUUAGCCCGAGUGCCGCAGCGGCUGUGGCUGUGGCGAGGUACCCCAAACCUCUGGCUGACCUGCCCGGCAGAACUCCAAUCUUCUGGCCAGGGGUCAUGCAAAGCGCACCCUGGAGGGACGCCAGAUUUGCCUGCUCGCCUCAUCAGAGCUCAGUUCUCUUGGAUAAGGAUGGGAAAAGGAAGCACACAAGACCCACAUUUUCUGGACAACAGAUUUUCGCCUUAGAAAAGACAUUUGAACAAACCAAGUAUUUAGCGGGGCCGGAGAGGGCCCGGCUGGCCUAUUCGCUGGGGAUGACUGAGAGCCAAGUCAAGGUGUGGUUUCAGAACCGGCGGACGAAGUGGAGGAAGAGGCACGCCGCCGAAAUGGCCACGGCCAAGAAGAAGCAGGAUUCGGAAACCGAGAGGCUUAAAGGCACCUCAGAAAAUGAGGAAGAGGACGACGAAUACAACAAGCCCUUGGACCCAAACUCCGACGACGAAAAAAUCACGCAGUUGUUAAAAAAACACAAAGCAGCGCCUUUGCACCUUCACACUUCAGAAAAUGAGAGCUCUUAGAAGCGGUCAAGACGAGGCACGAAUGAGAAAGUCCAGGAAAGACUAGCAGGCCACUUUGCGGCACUGAACUGUGGUGGGCAGCUGAGGAGUCCUCUGUGUUCUUCAUUGAUCAGCUCGCACCACUUUUUAGCAGUGUAUAUCACACUCGGGUGCCGAACUUUGUAGACUUUCUGGACGGAAGACAUGAAGCACUAUACUGUACUCACUUGUAAGCCUUCUGGCCUUGAGAAACACGUGAGGAGGACUAAAGUUUGACAGGUUCGGAACAAAUCACUGCUGUCACGACCGGCGGAAAAAAACCGUCUUGCUGGGGACACUUGUAAAUAAAAUCGUGAGUUGUACUUAAUAGAAAAUUCCUUUACUGUGAAAAUGUACGCGUAAAAUACCCUUUUGUACAGAGGAAUUCAGCUCCACAGUUGGCUGCGCUUUUCUGUCGGUUAAUACACGAGUCACGGUAACGUUAUGACGUCACUGUCCUUUUAUGUGAUCACAUUCUACUGGGCUUCGUUUAACUUUUCAAAUCAGUUUGUUGGCAGAAAAUGCUUACUUAUGUGCUUUUAAUCAUACUUUUCCUUGUAUUUUAUUUCUUUACUGCGCCUUUUUUUCUUUUUACACCAGCUCUUCUGUGCUCCUUCUGCUCCCCCAAGCAAGCGUUUUCAUUUGCACACUAGUAAAUUAAACUAAUUUAUUACUAAUUUUGAAAACUGCAGGAUGCAAUAUUUUAUAGGAAGGAACAGUUGUAUUUUCAAAUGCCACAGGGUUCUAAACAUUUUGGGGGCGAUUUGGCGAAAAACUUUUUUUUUUUUUUAAUAAAAAUAUGUUUAACUGAAAAUGCUAAGUAACUAGCUGUGCUUAAAUUUAUUGACAUUUGUGAUAUAAGUAUUAUUAGUAAAAAUGGGAUUCCCAAGAUUUACAAAAGAUAUAAAAAUGGUUGGACCUUAGAAUUUCCAUUAAUUAAUUUAUAUGUUUUAAGUUUUGUAUCAGUGUUGAGAUCUUGCAAAAUGUGUGUUGCAGGGUCAUUACAUGUAAUGCACUUUUUAUUAAAGAAAAUAAAAGUUAAA
Polypterus senegalus (gray bichir) is the source of this 2618-nucleotide messenger RNA. It is a transcript of the gene nkx6-1, whose product is annotated as NK6 homeobox 1. Gene Ontology annotation, cellular component: nucleus. The record is from RefSeq and is a predicted model, not a curated record. The coding region runs from base 595 to 1557 and encodes 320 amino acids. Gene Ontology annotation, molecular function: DNA-binding transcription factor activity, RNA polymerase II-specific; RNA polymerase II cis-regulatory region sequence-specific DNA binding. NCBI's taxonomy places the organism in Eukaryota, Metazoa, Chordata, Cladistia, Polypteriformes, Polypteridae. The transcript has 3 exons. Gene Ontology annotation, biological process: regulation of transcription by RNA polymerase II; cell differentiation.